CAACGCUCCAUUUCGCCAGCCGAUAUGUCUCGACACCAGGCGUACCGUAACUACGAUUACGAGAACGAUCUUGAGGAGUACGAUGGCGGUAACUACUCAGACGAAGAAGAAUUGAGUCCCGAGGAUGAAGCGCAGAUGAAAGCCGCAACAGCCGAAGUGUCUACCGCACUCGGAAACGAAGCGCACAAAGUCUCAACAGCCCAGAUCCAGCAGUCCCUCUGGCACACCUAUUACGAUGUCGAUAAAACCGUUGCUUACCUGCUGAAUAAAUUCAUUGCGCCCCCCACGACGAAGCCGCCCAAGAACAAGGAAGCAGCGAGUAACAAGAAACUUGCGAGUUCAACAAAGAAGAAGGGCGGAUCCGACGAAAAAACAGAUCAAGCUGCAGACGGUGUGAAAGCCCUCAAGAUCAACGACACACCCUUGCCGAAGAGCAAAAACUUGGACGUUCUGAGUGAAUUCGAAAAAAGCAAGAGCAAGAAGAGUGCGAGUUUUGUUGUUGUUGGUCAUGUCGACGCAGGGAAGAGUACUUUAAUGGGCAGAUUACUGUUGGACCUGAAUUUCGUUGACCAAAGGACGAUCGAAAGAUAUCGUAAAGAGGCUGAGAGUAUGGGGAAGUCGUCUUUCGCACUCGCAUGGGUCUUGGACCAAAGAACAGAAGAGCGAUCCCGAGGAAUCACAAUCGAUAUUGCAACAAAUAAGUUUGAGACGGCUACGACAUCAUUUACCAUACUCGAUGCACCUGGCCAUCGGGACUUCAUACCCAACAUGAUUGCAGGAGCAAGUCAAGCUGAUUUCGCCAUUUUGGUAGUGGAUGCCGCUACAGGUGCCUUUGAAUCAGGGCUCAAAGGCCAAACCCGUGAACACGCACUUCUCAUCCGAAGCAUGGGCGUUUCGAGGGUCCUGGUUGCUGUGAACAAGCUUGACACCGUCGGGUGGUCUCAAGAACGGUUCGACGAAAUAGAGCAACAAGUCUCUGGGUUUCUGUCCGCGACGGGCUUUCAAUUAACAAAUGUCAGCUUCGUACCGGUGUCUGGCCUUCUUGGUGACAACCUAGUCAACAGGUCUCAAGACCCAGCUGCAAGCUGGUUCACUGGCGAGACGUUAGUGAAGGAGCUGGAGAAUUCGGAGCCAAUGGUACGUGCGUUGGACAAGCCGCUACGCAUGACAAUAUCCGAGGUUUUCAGAUCAACACAGAGUCCGCUUACGAUUUCGGGGAGGAUCGAUGCCGGAUCUUUGCAAGCAGGAGAUGCGCUCCUCAUUCAGCCCAGUGGGGAAAAAGCGUAUAUCAAAUCUCUUGAACUGGACUCAGAACCGGUCGACUGGGCAGUUGCAGGCCAGAAUGUCGUCAUCCAUUUGAGCAACAUCGAUCCUAUACAUGUGCGAGUCGGCGACAUCGUGUGUGAUCCCAAAUCACCAAUCGGCUGUAUCGAUACAUUUACAGUCAAGGUAUUGGCGUUCGAUAUUUUGAUGCCAGGACAAGUAGAUGUGCAUCGAGGGAGAUUGCACGCUUCCGGGCAGAUCAUGGAAAUGCCAGCACUUCUGGACAAGGUCAAGGGCACGGUAGUGAAGAAGAACCCCAAGAUCGUCAAACCGGCCAGUGUGGCUAGAAUUAGGAUCAAGAUGGGCAGUAAGGUGCCACUAGAGGCUGGGCAGAGGGUCGUACUUAGAAGCAAUGGGGAGACUAUAGCUGCUGGCUUGCUAGAAUGAUUCACAGACAACGGUUGACGACGGAUUCGGUUUGAACGUUUGAUGGAACCUUGGCCGUGGUCGCUAGGUAGUUGGAAUGGAAGUGAGACGGCGCCCUUUUCAUGCCAUGUUCCAGCGCAUCAAUAAGAUCAUGAAAUAGCUGUCAAAGUGUGAAUAUAAGAUAAGGAUAUGCCACAAAACGAGGCUCAUAAAUGUUGGAG
Messenger RNA from Pseudomassariella vexata, 1910 nucleotides. RefSeq names its product elongation factor Tu GTP binding domain-containing protein. Bases 25 to 1710 code for a protein of 561 amino acids. The record is from RefSeq and is a predicted model, not a curated record. Gene Ontology annotation, biological process: translation. The transcript is spliced from 3 exons. Gene Ontology annotation, molecular function: GTP binding; GTPase activity. Lineage: Eukaryota; Fungi; Ascomycota; Sordariomycetes; Amphisphaeriales; Pseudomassariaceae.